Molecule: messenger RNA, 403 nt
Organism: Cetraspora pellucida
Lineage: Eukaryota; Fungi; Glomeromycota; Glomeromycetes; Diversisporales; Gigasporaceae
Source: the annotation of a GenBank genome assembly
AUGGCCCAUAGAUAUGCUUCUGAAGCACUUAACAGAUUACUAAAAGAUCUUAUAAAGGCUAUAAAUCCAGUAUUAGAAGAUCACCUGUUUGGAGAUAAGGUUGUUAUAUUUGAGAGUGACUUUCACCAAAUUCUUUCUGUAAUAUUAAAAGGUGGUUAUGAAGAAAUUGUGAUUGAUAUUAUUAAUUCUACUAUUAUAAAUCAAUUUUUAGGAAAUCCAACUGAAUAUCUUAAUGCUGAUAUACUUGAAGACCACAAUAAAACUCCCAAUCUGUAUCCUACUGAAUUUCUUAAUUCUUUAUCUAUCACAGAUGGUCUUUGUAAUGGAACUAGAUUGAUCUGCUAUUCUAUUUUGAAACAUGUUAUUGAUGCUGAAAUAAUUACUGAAAAGCAUUCUGGAACCU